Pangasianodon hypophthalmus (striped catfish) is the source of this 6543-nucleotide messenger RNA. RefSeq names its product PITP-less RdgB-like protein (gene plrdgb). Bases 234 to 3035 code for a protein of 933 amino acids. The record is from RefSeq and is a predicted model, not a curated record. Gene Ontology annotation, biological process: phospholipid transport. The transcript is spliced from 19 exons. NCBI's taxonomy places the organism in Eukaryota, Metazoa, Chordata, Actinopteri, Siluriformes, Pangasiidae. Gene Ontology annotation, cellular component: cytoplasm. Gene Ontology annotation, molecular function: phosphatidylcholine binding; phosphatidylinositol transfer activity; metal ion binding.
UGAGAUUGAGGAAACAGCUGAGGGGAUUUUUUUUUUUGGGCGGGAAAGUGUUGCACUGACAGGCACGCGCUCCGACUGGGGCACGAGAACCAGGGACACUUUCUUGCAGCUGGACACACACACAUAUACACACACACACAUAUACACACACACACAUAUACACACGCGCGCACACACACACACACACAUACACACGCGCGCGCACACAGACACACACGCGCACACAGACCAGGAUGGCGAAAGAGGCACGAGAGAAAGAUGCAUCACGAAAAUUUAGCGCAUCCCACUGGAGGCUGCAGAACAUCGUACAGGAGUCCAUGGACAGCUCGGACGAGGAGUUCUUCGAUGCCAGAGAUGUUAUGGAGGGGAAGACAGCCAUCCUGCUGGAGAUGAGCCAGUGGAACUCGAAUGAUCUGGUGGAGCAAAUUGAGACCCUGGGCCACCUGGAGCGCUCACGAGAAAGCCUGUACAGACUCAGACACCCUCGUUGUGCACCACAGAGCAGUGUAGAUGGUCUGGAGGACAUGGAGAAGAAAUGCAGAACGCAGCUGUUGAUCCUGGUUGUUCAUGGAGGUCACAUUCUAGACUCUGGAGGCGGUGAUCCAGGCGGGAAGGCAGGAGACACCGCGACGCUGGCGUCGGUGCUGGAGCGGGUGGCACGCGCUCACUUUCAGGAAGCAGCAGACAGCAUGCUGGUGCGCUUGGUGCCCUGCCCUCCCGUGUGUGCCGAAGCCUUCUCACUCGUCUCUCAUUUGAAUCCGUACAGCUACGACGAAAGCUGUGUUUGCAGUAGUGUGGAUCACCUGCCGUUGGCCGCCCUGCCCAUCCUCGCCAUCGCAGCUCCUCAGUACCAGGACGCCGUGGCCGUGGUGAUCGCUCAGGCCAAUCAGGUGUAUCACGACUUCCUCCAGUCGCCUGAGGGGCUGGGCUUCACUGGGCAGGUGUGCUUGGUGGCUGACUGUGUUGGUGGAGUGCUUUGUUUUGACGCACUGUGUUUUAGUGGUGACAAGCGGCACGGAAGUCCCAAGACAAACACUACAAACUACAGCACUGAGAGCCUCAAGGAGAAGCCGGGAGUGAUGAGCAGUCUGAGUCCCACUCUGAGGAGCAGCAAGCGCCUGAGUAAGAGCAACAUCGACGUUUCAGCACCAUGCGAGUCAGCACCCGCUCUCCGCCGUCCACUCAUCCGCAAGCAGAGCGACUCGUGUGACACGGACAUUGCUGGAAGUCAGAGAGACGUCUUCUUCAGCAGUCUGUCACAGGAUGAGCAGAUGAACUCUGCCCAGGCUCAGUACCCAGGCUGCUUUGACUUUGAGGUUUCAGACUGCUUUCUUCUGGGCUGCCCACUAGGACUGGUGCUCGCCAUGAGGAGAACCGUGCUGCCGGCAGUUCAGAUUGCCCAGUUGCGUCCGGCCUGCUCACAAAUCUUCAAUCUGUUCUACCCGUCUGACCCAUCUGCCUCACGUCUGGAGCCCCUGCUGUACCCGCCUCUCACCCAGCUGCCCCCCUUCACUGUGCCACGCUACCAGCGCUACCCGCUGGGCGAUGGGCGCUCCACCCUCAUCGCUGACACUGUGGUUAAACAGCUGUUGGAAGGAAGUGCUGAAAUUGUUCAGUCUGCAUGCUGCAAGACAGGGAGUGAUGGAACAUCUUCCAACACCGAUGCCAAAGACAGUCAGACAGACCAUACCAUCUCACAACUAUGUAGCAGGUGGUGGGGUCUUAAGCGGCUGGACUAUGUGCUCUACUGCCCCGAUGUGCUCACAGCAUUCCCCACUGUAGCGCUGCCUCAUCUGUUCCACGCUUCAUACUGGGAGUCUACAGACGCUGUGGCCUUCAUCCUCAGACAGGUGCUGCGCUGUGACUGUUUGAAGGCAGGAGAAGCAGACUGCUGUGACUCGGUGCCCAUCUCCCCAUCCAGCCCUCGAGAGAAGUGGCUCCGCAGAAGAACGCAUGUCAAACUGCGGAACGUGACGGCUAACCACAGAGUACAUGAUGUGAUCGCGACAGAGGAUGGGCCUCAGACGCUGGUGGGGAGGUUCAUGUACGGCCCUCUGGACAUGGUCACCCUCGCUGGAGAGAAGGUGGAUGUGUAUUUGGCGACCCAGCCUGGAUCAGGACGCUGGGUGCUGUUCGACACCGAGGUAACCACCAGCAGCGGUCGUGUCACCUACACCAUUCCUGCAAACAAGCGACUCUCAGUAGGAGUUUACCCCAUCAAAAUGGUGGUCAAAGGUGACCAGACAAGUGCAGAGGCGUUCCUCACUGUGCUGCCGCGAGGAAUGGAGUGUGUGGUGUUCAGCAUCGACGGCUCCUUUGCUGCCAGCGUCUCGCUCAUGGGUAGUGACCCGAAAGUCCGUCCUGGAGCUGUAGAUGUGGUUCGGCACUGGCAGGACCUCGGCUACCUGAUCAUCUACAUCACCGGUCGGCCCGACAUGCAGAAGCAGAGGGUGGUGUCGUGGCUCUCGCAGCACAACUUCCCCCAGGGCAUGGUGUUCUUCUCGGAGGGGCUCGUCCACGAUCCCCUGCGCCAGAAAACCAUCUUCCUCAGGAGCCUCAUCAAGGAGUGUCACAUUAAGAUCAGUGCAGCGUACGGCUCUAUGAAGGACAUGUCUGUGUACAGCGCACUGGGCCUGGAGGCCUCCCAGAUCUACAUUGUGGGAAGACCAUCCAAGAAACACCAGCACCAGUGCCAGUUCCUGAGUGAGGGAUACGCUGCUCACCUCUCCGCUCUGGAGUUCGAGCACGGCUCACGGCCCAAGAAGAACCGCAUGAUCCUGCGCCAGGGCUCAUUCGGUCUCUCCUCCAAGCCUGACUUCCUGUCUCCAUCGCCUGAUUUCUUGACAUGUAAGCGCACACCACUGCUGCGCCGAGCCAUGUCCAUGCAGCAGGCGUCUCCACCCUCUUCCUCGUCCUCCACCCCGAAACCAGAGCGCGCUCAGAGCCAGCCCGAGAGCCACAGGGACGGCCCCGAGAUCCGCAUUGAACUUGAUGAUCAAGACCCGGAAACAGGAGGCUUUACAGCUGUGCUGUGAGAAAAUAUGAUCACUUGGUGGAUUGGGAAAAAUCCACAAAGUGACAUGGGACAUUGUGCUUGUGGUAAGAUGAAUUAUUCUUUUUUUUUUUUUAAUUGAGGUGGUAUGAAAUGUUGCGGCCUUUUACCCAACACUUGACAUUCUGAAUUUCGUUCACAGUGAAACACCAAAUGUCAUUAGCUUCUCUGCCUACCAGCCUGUUUCACAGAGACAGCCAUGGAAGCCCCUGUCAUUCUUUAAAUCUUUUUUUUUCGGGGAUGUUUUGAAGCAGUCUGCAGACAAACAGUAAUGUGGUGCUCAGUGCAGGGCAGCAGGCUACCAUUUAUUACUGCUGACAAGCUGAGAGGCUCAUUUACUUAGCGAGCCCCUGUUUGGUUUGUGCUGACGCACUCGAGCUGCUCUGCGUCACUCGGUCGCUCCACUAGCGUACGGAUCCUGAAUAAGCCAAUCAGCACGACAAAGCCAGAAGUCCUUAAGAAAGCGCCUCUCACUUCUUUGUGAGCUCUGUUCCGACUGAGGGGAAUGAUUGGCGGAUUUGUCUCUGUUGAAUCUGCCCAGAGUCACUUGGGUUCUCGAGGCAUUGUUGACCACACGGUGGGAUAAUGGUGCCUUCAUAUUGGGUGGUUUGGGUUGUUAUUUUCUCUUAUUUUCUCACAGCAGCUAUUACGGCACUCUCUGCUUAUUUUCCGGGUUACAUCACAGGGAAAGUAAAAAUAUAUAGAUAUAUAUGUUUUGAGAAUGCUGGCUGGAUAACAAGAACAGUAAGCUCAUCUGUGCUUUCGAAAAGACUAAUAUACCUUCAUAUCAGUGAAAAAUAAUAGCAGUUUUAUUAAACUUUUAAAAUACUUUAUACUAGUAGGUGGUACUCUGGUAGGUAGAGAAGUACACAAACAUAAAAAGGGGAAUAAUCUACAUCUAAAAAUCUUAAAAAUGACUAUGUAUAUCUAUAGCAACCAUAUACAUCCUGUAUGAUCCCUAUAGACUUGCACUGAUUUGUUUCCCCAACGUUUUUUAAGAUAUAUGAUAGUGUGAGUCACAUGAAAACCUUUUAUCUUUUUUUUGUUUAUUGGAAAUAAUUGUGACUAAAGUUUACAGGGUUUUUUUCUUUUUUUUUUUUACAUAAUCUCCACUUUGUAUGAUGCAAAGCACAUAAUGGGUGUCCGGAUUCCCUCAGAAAAAAAUGUGAUUCGAUUCUAAUUUAUUAUUUAGUUAAAAUAAUAAGAUAAUAAUAAUGAUAAUAAGUAAAAAUAUUAAUAACUCACCCUCACAGAACUGGAGGUGUUUUUGGUGGAGAAAAGAGGACCAGUUUAGAGGCCAAGCGGAAAGUCAGAACUUUUUCGAAUUCUGUGUGUUUGAGCUACAAAGUGAGGAAAAAAACAUGGACGCCUCGAACUUUGUCUUUUGCUAGCAGUAAGCUAGCCAGGUAACUGUGAUGAGUGAUGUAUGUUUAUGUCCUCAGAACAGGGAACUGUAUAUUCAGUGUUACAGAUUUUGAUAUAUUUGUGUGUUGAUUACUGAUACAGUAUAAUUCAUUUAAAGGGAAGAAGUGUUUAUUUUGUUUACUGUUAAUGCUGUGAGCAGACAUGUUGAUUUGAACUUGUGACGGUGAGGAGACCGUUCCGAGUUCCCGAGUAGGAAUUUCGAAGUUGAGGGGUGUUUUCUUUGGGUUUAAUAGUCAGAGGUCGAAAAUGAUGAACGACAAUGUUUAUUCGAACGCAGCAUUAGAUCCCUAAUGAACAAGCCAGAGAUGACAGCGGCAAGGAAAAAGCCAGUGAGAGGACACGAGGAAGAAACCUCGAGACACAACAGGGAAGCCGUCCACUUCUGGGUAAGACCGGAUAGUGGGAUUAGUGGGAUAAAUCAUCACUCAGCCACAACUGUGUAUAUAGUAUAAAGUCAAAGUGUGUGAGAAUGAUGUUCAUUCUGAGCGUCAGGGUCUUUUAUGAUUACAGCAGAAGUUUUUAGGUAUACAAGUGAAGUUAAGAAACUGAAGGAAGAGUGAGUCUUAGGCAUAAAAUGUUUUUGGUAAGUGCAGUCUUUAGCGUAUCCACGUGAGACAGUAUUCAGUUCUGAGUUCUGUAAGGAAUAGUCUUUCACCUUGCAUGUUGUAGGAACUUUCAGCUGAUCAGAACUGAUAGCAAAGCUAGUAAUCAUGCUCUGAUUUUCUUCUCCACAGCAUGUGCAUGUUCUCAUUUACCAUCUCAUGACCUUGUCCUGAAACGCAGAAAAACUACGUCAGAACAGAAUCAAAUUCCUGCCAGUUUGAGUAAUAUGACAUGCUAAACAAAAGGAACGAUUUUAACGAUUCAGCUGAGGGAGAUAUCUCACCCGGUCCUCAACAGCACAUUUCAGUAAAGGUGAUGCAUCUGAUCAUUGAAACGAGAGCAGCUUCGUGAUCAACACAUGGAGGCCAAGAGCCCUGAAGGUAAUAACAAGGAAUGGGAUGUUUUAUUUGCAAGCACACAUUGUGAGCUGUGCCUGAAGCUCUCAUUAUGUAUGUGGUGUUCAUGUUUUCUGCUGGCUGCUGUUGUGGUCUUUUGUGAAGGUAACCAUGUGCGCAAGCAUCGGAACCAGCUCUAUUUAUAGCAGCACAGCAGUGACAGACCUGCAUUUGUUCCGAUUAUUCGGUGGCCUUGCCGUCUGUUCUCAGUGCUAUUUUAGCCGAGUUUUCGAAACCGUCCUUUGUUCAGAUCGUAACAUUCUGAACUGCCUGCAUAUCUGCCUCCCACUCAAUUCUCUUACAAAAAAAAACGGCAUUGCACAGUGUGUGUUUACGUAUUAGAUGUAUAUAUCAGUAUAUGCUGCUAUACACACAGCUGCAGCAUGUAAUACGUCUGAGAGUUACGUGUAUCUGUUACGUGCAGUUGCUAGCAAGUUGUAGUAAACUGUAGUUUUACUAGCAAUGAGAGAAAACUGUAUAUGUGUCCUGUAACAUACUGUAUAUAACUGUAUAUAAUUUAAACGAGUGUGUUGUUGGAAUAUGGUGUCUUUUGUAAAAGAAAAAAAAAUGAAAGAAAUUGAACAUUAAUGAUGUAACAAUAUAAUCUUUAAUAAAGAUUAUGUGAAUUAAAAUGUCUGGUAAUUUAAUGCAAGUUCUUUUAGCAGAGGUUAGGUGGGUGAAUCUUACAGGCCUUCUUAAAAAAAUGAAUCAUAACUAACGUUAUUGUUUAUAAUACAAAUGUACAACUGUUACUUUUAGGAAAUAGUGAUAUUAGUAGAGAGUUACAGUGCUUUGCAUAAGUAUUCACCCCCCUUUACACUGUUAUACAGGUUGUAAUAUUACAAUGGGCUUAAUUGGGAUUAUGUAUCAUGAAUAUACACUAAAUAUCUCAUUAUAUUGAAAUGAGGCCUUUUAGAAUCAGGCUGUAUUUAUAUUAAACUCACGUGACACUUUAAUUGUAUACAUGUAGACUCUAUUCAACUAAUUAUGUGAUUUCCGGUUGCACAAGAAUUAAUUUAGGGGUUUCACACCAACUGGGGUGAAUACGUAUGCGUAUUUUCCUCCCAC